This is a messenger RNA of Drepanopeziza brunnea f. sp. 'multigermtubi' MB_m1, 3126 nucleotides long. RefSeq lists its product as uncharacterized. NCBI's taxonomy places the organism in Eukaryota, Fungi, Ascomycota, Leotiomycetes, Helotiales, Drepanopezizaceae. The record is from RefSeq and is a predicted model, not a curated record. Gene Ontology annotation, molecular function: protein binding.
AUGGAACAACCACCGGCCCCCAGACCUUCGGGUCUCCCACGACCAUCUCGACUUCCCGUCCUCAGCUUGCGAUCUGCUUCUUCUAGAGAGAACUUGCAAGCCUCGAGGACUGUUGGUAUAAGCAAUCCUCGCCUUCGAAGCUCUGCAUCCCGCGACACCCUCUCCUCUGCCUACGCGAAGCCUCGUGCUCCUUCAACGACCAGCAAACGCCUGUCCCCCAUAGCCCCGCGCGAGCGAGAUUUCUCGGGCCCAACAGUGAUACACACGCCGGCUGUCGCCCAAACUCUGCAGAGGAGAGCCAGCGAAGAUGUGCUGUUCCGAAAGCCCUCCGGGCCGUUUCUGCAGCCACAGCCAGCUCAGGUAGAAUUAAAGGAGGACUAUGGGGCUAUUACAGAGGACGAUGGUGCGGUGAUGGAAAGUACAAAGCCAAAGGGUGCACCCCGAAAGCCCAGGCCCUCCCUAUCCGAACGAACCAUGGAGACCCUGCAGAACAUACCUUCCUCUCCUGCCCAUACACGGAGACGGGGAUCCAGCUUCUACAAAGCCGAGAGCCCUUUGAGACCUCCAUCCAGGGCCGUCAGCUCAAGGCCGACCUCAAGUGCAGGCUCUGGGAUGAGCUCUGCAAACGCAAUCCCCAUAGACUUCCGGGCAUCCACAAACACUUACCGACCUCCGCAAUCAUCAGUCCAUGUGUACGCUCUACAAAAACGUCCCGGCACGGCGGAGUCCGCUUCAUACAGGACUCCCUCUACGAGCAAGAGCAUGGGACCUCCUGAGAAAUCCAGACUCCCUUCACCGGUCGGAUCUUCCGUACGGACGUCACCAAGUCCGAUCAAACAAGGAUCCCUUCCAGUGAUCAAAGCAGGAAGCAAGACUCUUGCUGCCAGACCUUUGCAACAGCGACCUUCUGUUAAUGGACUUUUUCGAAAGCCCUCUCCACAAACAUUAGAUCAGCCCGGUGACCUCGACAGGAUUGGCUUCGUCAAAAAGAAGCCCGCAACGUUCUCCAACAGCUCCUCGGAAGCGGCAUCGACCACUUCCAAGGUCUCGAAAGCGACUAGCGCUUCAACUGCGCCUGCGGAUGAGCAAAGUACAACUCCAAGGAAGUCGUCUUCUGCCUUGCGAGACCAGAUUGCCAAGGCCAAGGCUGCAAAGCGGGCCGUGGGGGCAAAACAGCAGACAGCGUUUGACGCGGUUGGGUUCCAUGGCCUCAAGUCGCCAAUAAUGGCUUCAGGCACUUUUGAUUUUGGACUAGACAAUGACCCCUUCAACCAGCAAGUACACCAAGACGGCGCCAAAGGACUUCUCCGGAAGCGGAUCGAUGCAGCCCGGACCGAUGGACGUCUCAACAUCGCUGCAAUGGGCUUCAAGCAGAUUCCGGAUGAAAUCAUGGACAUGUACAAUCUUGAAUCGAUUGACGGCCAAGAUGGGGCUUGGGCAGAGUCUGUUGACAUGACGAGGUUUAUUGCAGCUGGAAAUGAGCUUGAGUUGCUUUCCGACGAUAUUUUCCCUGAUGUCGACCCACGAGAGACGGCGGAUAACGAGAAUGCCAAAGGGAAUCAGUUUGGAGGUCUUGAGACACUUGAUUUGCAUGGCAAUGUCUUGAUAGCUCUUCCUCUCGGACUCAGGAGGCUGGAGCUGCUAACCACACUGAAUCUUUCAAACAACAAGCUGGGAAACGAUUGUCUCCAAGUAGUUUCUCAAAUUCCGUCCUUGCGCGAUUUAAAGAUUGGCAACAAUGGAUUAACGGGCCCACUGGAUCCCAGCAUAACGGCUCUUACGAAUCUGGAGGUCCUAGAUUUGCAGACCAACUCACUCACAUCUCUGCCAGAAGGAUUAGCCGAGCUUGUCCGACUGCGAGUGCUCAACAUCACGGACAACAAAUUCAAGUCUCUGCCAUUCGAAAAACUGCGCCACAUGCCCCUGAUGGAGCUGCUGGCUGCCAAGAACUCGCUAACCGGAACUCUGAUCUAUGCAGAAGUUGAAGAACUUCGACACCUUCAGAUUCUCGAUAUCACUGCUAACGCUUUGACCAACCUCGAUGUUUCGGGGACUUUGAAACUUCCGGCUCUGCACCAGCUCAGCUGUUCGGCAAACCGGCUGACUGAGCUCCCCGACCUGGAAAGCUGGAUUUCGCUUCUUACACUAUCAGCUGAGGAUAACAACCUCGGAGCCAUCCCCGACGGCUUCGUCAAGCUUCCCAAAGUCAAGAAUGUGAACUUCAGCGGCAACAACAUCAAGACACUGGACGACCGGAUUGGUGCCAUGGAAAGCCUCGAUAUCUUAAGAAUUAGCGGCAACCCACUCAGGGAGAAGAAGUUCUCGGGCAUGACCACGGAGGACUUGAAGCGAACUCUCAAGGCCCGAAUGGAACCCGAGGAGAUUGAAAAGGACAUGGAAAACGAUGGAGACUUUUCUCUUCCCAGUACUCCCAUAUCCUCUCGUGCGGUAUCUUUAGACUGGCCUGUCAAGGCAGGAGGUGUCCUUGAUCGCUCAAACACUCAUUCGCACUCACUCAACCCCGUAGCCGCCGCAGACGUCGCUGCGAACCAUGCCAUCUACACCUUGGACCUGCACCACAACAUCUUUAAAGAGAUUCCGGCCUCGAUUGCCUUCUUCGCCAGCACCUUGACGACGUUAAGCCUCGCUCACAACGAACUCACAAGCGACAGCUUCUUCAAAGACGACCUCGAAUUGCCUGUGCUUAAAGAGCUAUACUUGACAUCCAACACGUUCAACUCGGUCCAGCCCAUCAUCCAGCACCUCAAUGCGCCCAUGCUGGAAAAGCUCGAUAUCAGCUUCAACCGGCUGACUUCGCUACCACCUCUCAAGCCUCAUUUUCCCAAGUUGAUUACGCUCUUGGCGUCGCAUAACACCAUCAGGGAGUUGUCACCUGAGUCCGUGAAAGGUCUUCGCGUCUUGGACUGCAGCAGCAAUGACCUCAACAGUCUUAAUGCUCGAAUCGGACUGCUUGGCGGUCCAGAUGGGCUGAAGACUUUAGAUGUCAGCGGGAAUCGGUUCAGAGUGCCCAAAUACACUGUCCUCGAGAAGGGGACUGAGGCUACGCUUGCUUGGCUGCGGGACCGGAUCCCAGCCUGCGAGGCGAAUCUUCUGGAGAUGGAGUAA